UACCAAAUCCUGAACAAUUCAACGACUCACGAAAUCUCAGAACUUUCCGAACAUUCCCAAGUCCCAACUAGUAGCAAAUCGAGCGAAAUAGAAUACAACACAUUAACACAAGUACACAACCACCAAAGAAAAGACAAAAAGGCGGAGUCAACCCAGUAACAAGCACAACAUACAGCAACAGCAGUUGUAGAGGAUGGGAGGCAUAUGCUCGUGCUUCGACGGUGAAGAGAGGCAGCAGAGAAAAGAGCAGGAGCGCCUGUCCUCCGUUGAAGCUCGCGCCAAAGCUGCCGAAGCUGCCGAAAAAAGGCAACAGGACUUUGAACAGUCUGCUUUAGGUCGAGCUGCCCGUGCACAGGCUGCAAAAGAGAAGCAGUCUGGGAAUGCUAAUAAGGGUGAACCAGUUCUUAAGUGGCAGAUGGGAUAAGUUUUAACCAGUUUACUGUUCAACAAUCAUAAUUUGAUCUUAUUUGCGGAGUGACAGCACUAAUUAUGGAAGCUGGCAGCUAAUUAUUCUGAUUUCCAGCAAAUGUGUGAUUCUAAUGGGAAAUGCUUGAUGAAUUUGCCGUACAUAUAGAUACCCUUUUCUCUUGUUUUUUCUUGAUGUAAAUAUGUGAUUAUGCUUUUGCAUUAUUGACCUUGAGAACUUUUAUACUGAUAAAUUGUAAUUGUUAACAACGAUUUGCUUCAAAGCUUUUGACUAUAAAGGGCUUAAAAAUGAGACUCCUGUUUUCUCCC
This is a messenger RNA of Beta vulgaris subsp. vulgaris (sugar beet), 735 nucleotides long. RefSeq lists its product as hypothetical. The coding region runs from base 194 to 424 and encodes 76 amino acids. Lineage: Eukaryota; Viridiplantae; Streptophyta; Magnoliopsida; Caryophyllales; Amaranthaceae. The record is from RefSeq and is a predicted model, not a curated record. The transcript has 4 exons.